Molecule: messenger RNA, 985 nt
Organism: Thunnus maccoyii (southern bluefin tuna)
Lineage: Eukaryota; Metazoa; Chordata; Actinopteri; Scombriformes; Scombridae
Gene: anapc13
Product: anaphase promoting complex subunit 13
Exons: 2
Coding region: 275-499 (74 amino acids)
Biological process (GO): protein K11-linked ubiquitination
Cellular component (GO): anaphase-promoting complex
Source: RefSeq, a predicted model, not a curated record
GAGUGUCAGCUGUUUACGUACAAUCACCGCGCCUCCGGUUCUCAAAUAACGGCGAAAAACAAAACAACAAACAUCCACGCUCAAACCGUGUUGCUCACAAACGUUUGCUGACAGUCUGCUACUGCUGCUGUCUUAUCUUUUUGUAGGCUAACUGGUGUAUCUGUAAAGGUAGCAGUGGAGUUUGACUGUCUUUCUCCACUUCCUGCCACCGUGUGUGAAGCUUAAAGUUGACUCGGCCACAGGAACAACAGCUGUACCCGGUGCUGUUCGGAGGAUGGACAGUGAAAUCCAGCGAGAUGGGAGAGUCCUGGACCUCACUGAUGAUGCCUGGAGGGAAGACAGACUGCCGUAUGAAGAUGUUACCAUCCCUCUGAGUGAACUGCCUGAGGCUGAGCAGGACAACGGAGGAUCCACAGAGUCUGUGAAGGAGCAGGAGAUGAAGUGGACAGACCUCGCCCUACAAAGCCUGCACGAAAACACGCCGAGCACUGGGAGCUGAAAGACUCAUCUGGAAUCAGACUGUAGAACAAACAAACCUACACACACACACACACACACACAACCAACGUGCACAUCGGCUUCAACCACAUUUGAUUCACUGUCUGCUUUCAUUUUUAUUGUGUCUUUUUUAAAGGAUUUUCAGCACGUUCCAGCUAAGCAGAAGUUAUGUAAAAAUGUAUUUUGCAUUGAUAAUUGAUCUAUAUUGUGGUCUUUAUACAUAUAAAUCAAAUGUAAUUACUUUUGCAGCUUUGUAAUAACAUAAAUGAGACUUUUUGUCAGUUUCGGAGGCCUCUCAUUGGAAAUCAGUCACAUCCAAACAUCCUAGGAAGCAGUCAUUGUAUGUGUUCACAAUAACUUCUUCACCUUUAAUUGAUGGUGUUUAUGUUUUAUGUUGCACUCAGAAGGUCAGGGUGCUAGUCAACACAAGAAUACUGUGUGUGUAAAAGUGUUCUUUGCUUACUAAAACAAAUCCUGUUAUUUCAAA